GCCACACCUCAAGAUGGUCAUCUUUGGACCCGGCGCUGCUUACGCCGCUUGCACCGCCGGCUGAGCCUGACCUGGAGGCGAAAAUGAACUGGGGCACCUUUUAUGCCGUGAUCAGCGGCGUAAACAGGCACUCUACCGGCAUCGGACGCAUUUGGCUCUCAGUCAUCUUCAUUUUCCGUAUUCUGGUCCUGGUGGUUGCAGCUGAGAGUGUUUGGGGAGAUGAGAAGUCCGGCUUCACCUGCAACACCCAGCAGCCUGGCUGCGACAGCGUCUGCUAUGACCAGUUCUUCCCCAUCUCGCACAUCCGCCUGUGGGCGCUUCAGCUUAUCCUGGUCUCCACCCCCGCCCUGCUGGUGGCCAUGCAUGUGGCCCACCGCCGCCACAUUGAAAAGAAGAUCCUAAAGCGUACGGGCCGUGGUAGCCCUAAGGACAUAGAACACGUCAAGAACCAGAAGUUUCAGAUCACCGGAGCUCUGUGGUGGACAUACAUGAUCAGUAUCAUCUUCAGAAUCAUCUUUGAGGUGGCUUUUCUCUACAUCUUUUACUUGAUCUAUCCUGACUUUAAGAUGGUGCGUUUGGUGAAGUGUGACUCAUACCCCUGCCCCAACACCGUGGACUGUUUUGUCUCCAGACCCACAGAGAAGACCAUAUUCACUGUGUUCAUGCUGUCAGUGUCUGGGGUGUGUGUGCUGCUCAACCUGGCUGAGGUGGUCUACCUCAUUGGCAGGGCCUGCAGACGGUGUUUCCAUGGCUCUGAGGAAGAGUCCAAAGUAGCUUGGAUAAGUCAAAGAUUGUCAUCUUACAGGCAAAAUGAAAUCAAUCAGCUGAUAGCAGAUCAUCCUCUCAAGUCUAAGUUCACUGUGACCAAAAAGAGCCCGGCUGAGAAGGGUGAGAGGUGUUCUGCUUUCUAAGACUCUGCCUUUCCUAUUCUCUUUAAACUAAUAAACAUCCAUGGAGCAUGUUGCUCUGCAUUAAUGUCACAUAAACUGUAUAUAUGAUUAUUGUCAGCAUACACAUUUAUGUAUUUAUGUAUCAUUCGGUCAAUCGCU
Molecule: messenger RNA, 1049 nt
Organism: Thunnus maccoyii (southern bluefin tuna)
Lineage: Eukaryota; Metazoa; Chordata; Actinopteri; Scombriformes; Scombridae
Product: gap junction beta-1 protein-like
Exons: 2
Coding region: 84-911 (275 amino acids)
Biological process (GO): cell communication
Cellular component (GO): connexin complex
Source: RefSeq, a predicted model, not a curated record